Mycosarcoma maydis (corn smut) is the source of this 2199-nucleotide messenger RNA. RefSeq lists its product as uncharacterized. Gene Ontology annotation, biological process: peroxisome organization. The transcript has a single exon. The record is from RefSeq and is a predicted model, not a curated record. Lineage: Eukaryota; Fungi; Basidiomycota; Ustilaginomycetes; Ustilaginales. Gene Ontology annotation, cellular component: peroxisomal membrane. The coding region runs from base 1 to 2199 and encodes 732 amino acids.
AUGUCAUCCACAUCCACCACUACCCCGGUCGCGACUUCGAUCAAGAAGGAAAAGGAUCAUCUUGCUUCUCCAGCACCUCCUUCGCUCGUGACCAACUCGUCUCGAAUCGCCUCCACCUCGUACUCUACUGCAACCUCGCUGUCGGCGAGCUUCGAGCCGCUUUCCUCGUCCGAGAUCCUCGAACGUGUCCCUAGCCCUGUUGUACGUUUAGCUGCCGCGUUGGGGCCUACCAUCCAUGCUUUCUACCGCUUCAUCCGCCUUGCCACCUGGACGGGAGGCAAAGGCUCCACCUCUUCGUCCAUGCUGCUGCUCCUCUCGUUCUGGUUGACAUGCGCCUUUGGCUACGAACUGUUGCGGUAUGCUCCUCAAGCUCUGCUGCUCGGCUGGAUUGGCUAUGCUGGGAUCCGAAGACAACUCGCGUUUGCUCGUCCUCGUUCGCAUUCUCCCGCCAAACUCAUCGAAAAGUACGAUGUGGUAUCGGCCGCUUCGCUCAAUGCGACGCUGCUCGAGCUGAGCGAGUUGGCCGACUUUUUCUCGUCACUGCGAAGGAAUGUACUUGUGCCCGCAGUACAGCUGGUCUCAUGGGAUCCAAGCCCGAUGAGGACAAAGGCGAUUGCGGCGUUCUUGCUUCUUACUUGGCCGUUGUGGCUUUUGGCCUUCCUGCCGUUGAGGCAGAGUGGCUUCCCCAGCCUGGUGCUUCCUGUCUCGGCAAGUGGCAUUUUGGCCGCCAUCGCCAGGUGGGACGCUUACGUCUAUCAUCACAUCCUCAAACUCAUCGGUCCUGAUCACAUCGCUACGUUCCACGCCAAAGCUGCGCCGGUGUACGCGCACUAUGACAGUCUCUCGGCGUUUUUGGCCAAGACACCGCUUCCGCUCAUCUACGCAUACGGCGCAGACCUCGCCUCGCGCGUCCGAUGGGAGCAGUGGACCGAAUUUAACCUGACCCUACUGCCUCCUUACCCUAUCGGUGCGCUCACUGUGCGAAGCUUGGUCUGCUUUGUCGGCACAGUGGCGCUCACGUGGUGUUCUCCUUGGUGCAGUCUGUUCCGCCAGGCCAUAUGGAAGAGCGCCACAAUCCGACGUAUUGUUCGUGGCACAGGUCGAUUGCUCAGCGGUCAAUUUUCGGCCCGUGACGCGUACGGGAAAGGCAACCUCGAUGACGAAUGGGCACACGGAAUGUAUCAUGAUGACGGUUCCGAGUUGCCGGCUGCUGGCAAAGUCGACACUGCUUCCGUCGGUAAGCCGACAAAGCUGGAUGGCGCGGAUGACAAAAUAGUUCGACACGAAGACGUGGUGUAUCAGUUCUCGAUUUUCGAGAACCAACGUUGGUGGGUCGGGCUGGACUGGACAGCUGCGCUGUUGCCUCAGGAACGCCCUUCUUGGUCGGACGAAGCCAACAACCCGGUUUCACCGCCUUCGUCGUUCAGUCUGCCGGCGACCAAAAUCAUGCUCACCCCUGCGCCGACGCACACUGACCCCAAAGCGUUCACCAGAAGGACGAUCAAGUGGCAAUGGGUGGAUCCCGAAUGGUCUGUAGCCGGCGUUUCGAGUCGUGGUUACUAUCCGAGUACCACCGUGUACAAGGGAAGUGCCAAGGAAGCGGCUAUUAAGUCGGCCAACGCGGUAGGGGACAAAGAUGCGCUGGCGGCUGCUAAGCAGGGGUAUCUGGGCGAUGCGUUGAACCGGAUCCGUGCCAAAACGUCGGGUGGAAUCGAGGUCGGUGAGGAUGUGGUGGGCGAUGUGGGAACUACGGUGCAUAGAGUGACUGGCGAAGGCGAGGCAGAUUGGGACGUAGAUGCUGAGGGCUGGCAGUACGGUGAUAAUGCGUGGGAAAAGAUGUCCAAGAGGAGCGGAAUGGGCAGGUACACGAGGAGGCGCAAGUGGGUGAGAAGGGCGGUGCUAUUGGAGGUGGUGGAAUAUGGCGUUCAUGGGCCGAGCCCGGCUGCUAGUUCGUCGGCUUCCGCAGCUGGGCGCGCUUCCUCGAGUGAUAGUGGAACUAAGGAGGAUGAAGAGGACAAGGUCGAGGAUGACGACAAGGUGGAUGGCGUGAAUUCGUCCUUGGUGCCCAAGCUUGACACUGAUGUUGUGGCGGCUAGCACCACGGACCCUGGCGACGAUGCCGAGUCUCGUUCGGCUUCCGGUGCACUUGCGGUCAAAAGGCCCAGCAUCUCGGAUCGGCUAGCAAAAGCAGCACAUUAA